AUGGGUAAUCAUGCACUAUGUUGCCUUAAAAAUUCAUCAGAUAGCCAUCGAGAUAAGCGUAUUUUUGAUUGCGGCGAUUGUUCGAAUCAUCAAUAUAUAAACCAUACUUUUCCGAGAGAAAAUACAUCAUCAAAUUUUCUUCCGCAUAUUAGUGAACGAGAACUGCCUGAUGAGAUAGGUGAUGAUCCUUCUACACAUCCGAUGGUGCGACCUACGUUUAUGGAACGAAGCCGUAGUGAAAUGAAAUUGAAAGAGAAUCGUCGAUCUUGUUAUAUAUUAGAUUGUAACAAAUUGACGGGUUUCCUAUUAAAGAAAUCAAAUAGUUGUUCAACAAUUUUUCUGGAUGAUUCUACUAUCUCUCAACCAAAUCUGAAAAAUACAAUCAAAUGUAUAUCAUUAGCUAUUUAUUACCAUAUUGCAAAUCGUAAAAAUAGGACGCAGGAAAGGCUAAUGGAAAUUUUCGAAGAACGAUUGCAUCCAAUCAUCAGAGAUCAUGUACCAAUUGAAUUCAUGACAAGAGAUCCUGAUCAUCGUCAGAUUUAUCGUUUUAUUAGAACAUUGUUUCAUGCUGCACAGUUGAAUGCUGAAUGUGCCAUAAUUACCUUGGUUUACAUUGAACGAUUAUUAAAUUAUGCUGAAAUGGAUUUAUGUCCUUCGAAUUGGCGUCGUAUUGUUUUGGGUGCUAUAAUGUUGGCUUCAAAGGUGUGGGAUGAUCAGGCAGUGUGGAAUGUCGAUUACUGUCAAAUUUUGAGAGAUACCAGUGUUGAUGAUAUAAAUGAACUCGAACGGCAGUUUCUGGAGUGCCUUGAAUUCAAUAUUAAUGUUCCGAGUUCUGUUUAUGCAAAAUAUUAUUACGAGUUAAGGACUUUAGCAAUGGCGAAUGAUCUACAGUUACCUUUACAGCCGCUUUAUAAAGAACGUGCACGGAAACUUGAGGCUUUAAGUCGGAUGUAUGAAGAUAAACUGCAACCUGAUGGUCGACUUAUAAAUCGAAGAAGUUUUUCUGCUGAGAAACUUUUCGCAAAAGAAUAUCGGUCUCCUAUGGCACAUCAUCAAGGGAAUUGUUUUUGUGAAGUGUCGAGUAUCGAACAGGUCCCAGAAGGUAUGCGGUAUGUUAUGAACAAACAUAUUGAUAUCGAUAAGGUAGUCGUUCUCAAUGAAAGUGUUAAUGGUUCUGGUGUCAAAAUUUUUAAAGAUUGGGAGGAUCGACUAGAUCGGAGCACUUAUGUUGAAAGUGAUGUCGACGAAGAAUUGCUUUUUAAUAUUCCAUUUCGCGGCAAUGUAAAAAUUACAGGAGUUAUUCUGGCUGGUGAUUUAGAUUCGACUCAUCCUGCGAGCAUGAAAAUUUUUAAGGAUCGGCCUUCUAUGUCGUUCGAAGACACAAGUUGCAAAGCCGAGCAAGAAUUUUCGAUUAAACAAGAUCCUUAUGGUCAUAUUGAUUAUGCUUUAAAAGCUACCAAAUUCUCUUCGCUAACUCAUCUUUCAAUUUAUUUCCCUACUAAUUUUGGAGCUGUCAACACUCGUAUUUAUUAUAUUGGUCUACGAGGGCAAUAUUUGUCCAAUAUACGACAACAGGCAAGUUGUUAUCAUUAUUUUUGCAUAGCUUUUCAACGAGAAUGUGUAUGCGGAUUACAGAUUGCAAUCACUAUGUAUGAAGCUAGACCUAUGGUUAAGGAACAUAAAAAUGAAUUUCCAGAUGUAGUGGGUCGCGGUGUUUUUUGA
Messenger RNA from Dracunculus medinensis (Guinea worm), 1722 nucleotides. NCBI's taxonomy places the organism in Eukaryota, Metazoa, Nematoda, Chromadorea, Rhabditida, Dracunculidae. The record is from the annotation of a GenBank genome assembly.